Molecule: messenger RNA, 305 nt
Organism: Prorocentrum cordatum
Lineage: Eukaryota; Dinophyceae; Prorocentrales; Prorocentraceae
Source: the annotation of a GenBank genome assembly
GUGGCAAGGGCCACGGCUACGGGUCGUACGGCGGCGGACAGCCUCCACCGCCGCCGUCGAAGGGAGCGUACGGUGGCGGCGGCAUGGGAGACUACGGCGGCGGCAUGGGGGACCACUGUCGCGACGUCGUUCUCACUUUGGAGGACUUCCUCAUCAGGCGCGAAGAGGCCCGCAACGCCGCGGACUGGGCGGAGGCAGACAAGAUCCGAGACGUUCUCAACAUGAUGGGCAUACACUUGAAGGACAAAGAGCGGAGGUGGAACUUGAACGAUGGCCGAAGCGGAGAGUACCCUCCCAGAUUCUGA